UAAGUCAACAGUGUGUCAAGUUUUCAUGAAGUGUAGUGCUGAAUUUUUACGGAUAUUUUUUUAGUUUAAUGAUGUUUUUUUCUCAUUUCAUGUUACAAAUUCGAACGUUUUUAUGAUCAUUUCCUCUAGGUUGUAUUUUAAUGUUAAUUCUCAGCAAACCUGACAUGAUGUCCGAAUCAGGCGACGUCCCACAGUCCUUAAGUCCCGCAGAAAGGGAUAAACCCCCAAGUAGAGUAGUAAUAGCAGAGCCGGAGGUGAGUUGCUACAGUAUUCAAGAAUGGCAGAAUAGCUGGCGGCAACAAGACUCCUACAUUAAUCUUCUAGAAAGGAAGGCGAAUCAACAAGAAGGGGACCUGGCCGAUCUUCGACUAGUCAACGAGAGGAUCAAAGGGCAGCUCUUUGAAUCUCAGCAGAGGGAGAAGAAUUUGGUUCGUAGGCUGGCUGCUAAAGAACAGGAGACACAAGACUAUGUGUGUCAAUUAAACGAGUUGAAGAGUUCCCAAGUUCCCACCACCUCAUCUUUACGGACGGUCCUAUUGGAUCCAGCAGUUAACAGCAUCCUCCACCAUCUCCAAUCAGAACUACAAGCAACUCAUUUGAAGCUGGAAGACACCCAGAACGAGCUAUCAGCAUGGAAGUUCACUCCAGACUCCAACACCGGCAAACGUCUAAUGGCCAAAUGCCGACUCCUCUACCAGGAGAACGAGGAACUCGGAAAAAUCACCAGCUCCGGACGAAUAGCGAAACUCGAAAGUGACUUAGCCUUACAAAAAAGUUUUUCGGAGGAAGUGAGAAAGAGUCAGAACGAAUUGGACUCAUUUUUGGCGGACUUAGACGAAGACGUCGAGGGUAUGCAAAGUACUAUUCUCUUUUUGCAGCAAGAACUAAAAAAAUCUAAAGAGACUAUCCAAGUAUUGCAAAAAGAGAAUAUUACUCUGAAACAGGGCUCGAACGGGAGAGCGAACGGUGACACUAGUGUGUGCGAACGGGAACAGACAGACUCAGAAAGCGAAAUGGAGCGGACACGUGGUGUUAAAAGGAUUAGGAGGUCAUCGGUAUUAAGUAUCGAUUAUAACGAAGACGACACGCUUGUUAUUAAUACUAACGGUGAUGCCGCUAUUUCGUCCGAUCCGGAGUAACAUAAACGCGAUCUUUAUACAAUUCGGCUAAAAAGCACAUUACACUUUGUUGAAAUUAAAUCUGUUACAUUAAAACAGACAUUAAAUUCGCUCCGUGCAUGACUGACGCGACACCUAGCGCCUUCACCUGACAUUUUUGGAGAUCACAAUUUGAGGUUAUAGACUAAGAGCCGCUAUAGGUGAAAUUUCUUAAUCAUUUUAGGCACGACGGGACCCUAUAACUUAAAUAGUAGAACCUAAAAGAAAACGUUUGAGCACUGUGCCGUCACUUUUCAGUGGCACAUGCGUCUACAGUGGUGCAUCAAACUUUCCACUUAUGGACGGGAUACAUAAAUUAAAAAAUACCCCCUUCAUUACCAGAAUUUAAUUUUUUUCAUUUUUUUUAAGUUCUAUGUGAUUAAGACAUAAGAUUCAUCGUAAUAUUAACCCACCACCCCCUUCUCCCUGCCCCCACCAUCAAAAACUUUAUUUUUCGAUUUUUUUUUUUGGUGGGAUGCAAUCAAUUUUAAUAUUUCAAAAAAUUCACACGCAUAUUUAAGGCUUUUAUAAAACACGUCUAUUUUUUAUAGACCUGUAGGUGGAGUGUACAUAACCUCAACAAAUUUUUUUUGGAAAAAAGUAUAUAACUUUUUUUUGGGGAUAGCUGCAGAUCUAAUUUUUUCUUAGUCUUGUGUAUUUUAUCAAACACUAUAUUUCUAAUUUUUUUCAGAUUUUUCUGUAACGCUGGUCACCUUCAAAAAUCCAAAAAACUGUUUUUUAAGAGAGUUUGGGGGGGGUUUGAACGUGUUUUUCUGAUUUUUAAAUAUUCUAAAGGACUUAGUUACUUCAAGUUAUAUAUAACCUAUAAAAACAAAAUUGAUUUGAUAUAUUAUGAAGUUUAUAAAAUAGGGAAAAUCCCCCAAAACCCCCAAAAAACAGUUUUUCGGAUUUCGGAGCCUUACGGAAAAGUCUGAAAAAAAUUAAAAAUAUAGUGUUUGAUAAAACACACAAGAUUAAGAAGAAAUUAGACCUGCAGCUAUUCCUCAAAAAAAGUUAGACGCUUUUUUGAAAAAAAAUUUCUUUUAAUUUUUUGAAGUUAUGUACACUCUACCUAUGUGUCUAUAAAAAAUAGGCAUGUUUUAUAAGAGCCUCAGCUAUGCGUGUGAAUUUUUUGAAAUUUUAAAAUUGAUUGCAUCCCACCAAAAAAAAAAUAAAAACGAAAAAUGAAGUUUUUGAUGGUGGGGGCAGGGGGAAAGGGGUGGUGGGUUAAAAUUACGCUGAAUUCUAUGUGUUAAUCACAUAGAACUAAAAAACAGUGUUCAAACGUUUUCUUUUAGGUUCUACUAUUUAAGUUAUAGGGUCCCAUCGUGCCUAAAAUAAUUAAGAAAUUUCACCUAUAGCGGCUCUUAGUCUAUUAAGGAUAAUAAAUACAUCUUAUGAAGUUGCAAAUUAUUAAUAAUUAGUUUUUUAACGAUACUUUUCCAAUUUAUGUAUAAAAUGGAAGUAGUAUGUAUUUAGAAUUGGGUUAGUAAAAAUUCAUCACAAUUUUGAAACCCCAAUUCAAUCCCAAACGGAACAGGAAGGGAAAAAUCUAUCCUCGUUUUUAAACUAGGAGGAGUAAUUCAAAUUUGCCGCGUUGUAAUGCUUGUUUGUAAUUGGUACAACCGCAGGCAAGUUUAUUCCACUAAAUUAUGAAAUUUUGACACUGAAAAUUUAUGAAAUUUUGUCACUAUUCACAUUUAAAAUUCGUAGGUUAAUUAAGUUAUAUCGGCGAUUUUUUGUGUUUUCUGAGUUAUUCCUUUAAUUUUUAGAUUUUUAGUCUGCAUGCAAAUAAAAAAAAACUUGUUUUUAGAGCUCUUUAGCGAAUUGUUAUUAAUCUUAUAAUUGUCUUAUACCUACCUACUGAUUACUAGAUUAUUGUCAAAGGCCGACUUGGUCAACCAGAAAAGAAGAUGAAUCGAGUGAUUUUUAUGGUGACAUUAUUUGGUUUGAAUGUAUCUUUUGAGCUUAUUCCUCCUAGUUUAAAUCUUUUCUCCAAUUUAUUUGUCAUUAUUGGAGAUCUAUAGAAAUUACUCUUAAUAUUCUGGAUAUUAUUAGCACAAUUAAAUACUUACGCAACAUUUAUUUACCAUUUUUGAUCAAAUUUGAUCGCUGCUCACUGGCAUCGUUUCAGGGUACCCCACCAUUGUCACGCACGGAGCGAAUAGAAAUAUUGUAAAAUAAUUGAUGAUAUUUAUACUGAUUCAAAAAUUUAUCUAAGUUAUAAAAAGAAAAUAAACACAUAGAAUGUUAUACAUUUUGUUUCUAAAGACGAUUGUCCACAGGGAGACUAAAGGGCCCCAUUCACGUUGAGAUCGAUAUCGAUACGGCGAUACCUUCUGAUGCAGCGAUACUGAGACAGCCAAAUACACUGUGAGAUUUGUAUCGAGAUACUGAUACGACAUGUAUCAAUACCGAUCUCGGCGUUAAUGAGACCCUUUAAAAUCUCUUGAGAUUUUUGUUUCAUGAGAAAUUUAUUUCUGAUAUCAAAAAUUAAUACCCAUUUUUAAUUUCGUUGUAACACGAAACUACAGCCGCAUCAUUAUUCCAGUUCAAUCAGAGAGUGCAGCAAGCACCUCUACCGGUUUCGAAACUUAUUAGUCUCUCAUCAGGAGGCACAUAUGCUGCUUUCUCUGACCCAACUAGGACAAACCCCGGCGUGCAGUCUGCAGUCACGGAUUGCAACGAACGAAAUGGCAGGCAUGCCCUAGCGGCAACUACUAGCAAAAGACUAAGUUUUCAAUCUAAUAGCACAUAAAACAACACCAAAAGAUGUUACUCUACAUCCUACCAGACUGAAAACAAUGGGAACCUUCUCUGGUAACACCUCCGAGGCUUCUACAAUUUGCAAGCCAUAACGGAUGCUAAGUAACAUUGCUUUCAGUCUGGCAGGAUGUAGAGUAUCAUUUUUUGGUGUUGUUUUAUGUGCUAUUAGAUUGAAAACUUAGUCUAUUUCAGAUAUGUUUCCACACAACAUGAGAUGUUUCUCUGAUCUGAGCUUUUGCGAAUCGAGAGUUUACUCUUGCAUGAGACAAGGGUUCUCUGACAGCACUCUUAAAUUAUUGUGAGUUGUAAAGUGAUUUUCAAGAUGGGCAACUAAUAAAGAUGAAGAAAAGCUGUCUUCUAUUACCUUCUAAAAGAAACUAUUACCUUACCGUUAAGUUUUUUAAUAGAAAUAGAAGGACUCAUCGAUAUUGGGUGAGGGAUUGGUUAAAAGAAGAUCAUGGAAACAUUGGAAGAACUGGAACGGAAAGAUGCAGAAUGUUAUAAAAACUUUAUUAGAAUGUCCGACGUUGAUUUUCAAUAUUGGUGAAUAAAAUAAAGUUGGAAUUCCAAUUUGCAGCCCCACAAAUUGGAAUAAGAUUCAUACAACUUUAUUAACAGUUAACAUUACAUUCUUUCUUUUAACACCCCUUUAAUCAAUCGGUUUACUCAUUUUUUUAAUUUUUAUCUCACGACACAACAGUUUGACUUAAGUGCAGCAUGUGGAAUCAUCAUUGAAUGAAUCAGAGCGAAUCAGGUUCAUUCAGGCCUAUUAUGUAACUACAAAUCAAUAAAAAUGAGUCAAAUCGAAUAGAGGUCAGCAAAUCGGAUCGGAAUUUUGCAGGAAUUGGUAUUCUGUAACUCAUAUCGACCUCUACUAUCGGAACGUUGGGUAGAAAUUGAUUUCGACUAUACAAGUCCUGUCGAGAUCAUAUUUCGACAUUGUAAUUGGUCUUUACGCUUGCGCAUUGGCAUUAUUAUUGUUGUUUUGACGUUUAUUUGUUAAACUAAUUAGCGAUUUUAGUCUGUGUUGUUACUUAUUUAGAUAAUUGUAUAUUUAAUUUGGUACACGACAAUUAGACCGAACUCAUUAGACCGAAAAGCACUUUACCGAAACCUCACUAGACCUAACUGCAUUAGACCGAAAUGGUAAAUAAAUUUAAAAAGUUUGCAGUAAAGUAUGCUAAUAUUUUGUAUAUCUGUCUUUUUGUUUAUUGUAUUUUUUUGUAUUAUUUUAUAUAUAGACUGUGUAAAUUGUUACUCUGUACAGUCUGAUAUGAAAUAAUUUUCAUCCGUUAAACAAAUUAGUGACGGUAAAAAUAAAUUAAGGGUAGAGUGACGUGAACACCAUUUUAACUGUUUAUAAUAACCAUCCAAAUAACAUUUAGUUGUAAUUACAUUAGUCUUAUCUCUUUUACUGCGACAAGUAAAAAGAACUGCUUUUCGGUCUUCUGCUGUUCGGUCUAGUGAGGUUUCGGUAAAGUGCUUUUCGGUCUAAUGGGUUUGGUCUACUGCUUUCGGUCUCUUUACAGUAAACCAUUUAAUUUUAUAUACCAAUAAUUUAAUUGUAAAGCAUCCAGGUUAAUAGGAAUCAUUAAACAUUUUAAGAAUUGUUAGUCCAAUUAAUUUACUGGUAGAAUGCGUAGAUUUGAACGUAUCUAGUGUGCUUCAGACGAAAAACCAAAAUUUUUCUUAGGGAUAAAACUUACUUUUACCGUGCAAUAAUAUUUUAUGUUCAGAGAUAAAGUCUACUAUCUAAUUUAAAUGCACAGCAGAUGUUUUUUCUUCGGUGUUCGUGUUCCCAUCGGUGUUUCACUUGCCAUUUUUUAUUCUUGUUGUGUUGAAUUUGUCAAACUUAAACAAAACCAUCCAAAAUAAACCACAAUUUCUUCUUUUUUGAUGAAUUCUUCGCACAGAACACUUAUUUCACUUUGCAGUGCGGUGUUGCCACCUCCUGAGCGCGUCAACUAGAAGUUAGCGUUUUCGAUUUACACGGAUUACGAUGUGAAUUACGGAAUGCCAAUCCAAAAACGAAAACAUCUGUUCGAUUUGUUAAAAGUUACCGAAUAGGGCUGAUUAGAUAGGAAGAGGGGAAGCAGUGUUGCCAUGUAUAGGAUGUAUGUCUAAUACAAAACUAAACCGUCUGUAUCAUAUUGUCAAAGUGUAUUGUGCUUGCAAGCGGGAAACUAAAUGUAUGUAACUUCUUUCGGUGGAUGAGUUGUAGUAGUACUGUUAUACGAACUUUUGCCGUCACAAAACGGAAGGAGACUAAUUAUUAUUAUUGAGACAUUGAUAAUUUAAAAACUUGUAAAAUAGGACUCAGAAGUUUGAAAAAUUGUUAUGACAAACACAAUUCUGAUUGUUUAUCAAAGGCUGGUAACUAAACAAAGCAAAAUCUUCUACUCCUAAAUAAAUAUUUUUUUAUUACGUUGGUUGACGAGAUCUAUAUUAGUUUGCUUUGUUUAUUUUCUGCUUUUUUACUUUAUAUAAAACAAGAUUGAAAAUUUAGAUUUUUUUAAGUUGUUGAAACAUGAUAAUUAAAUUGACAAUUUUA
Molecule: messenger RNA, 6474 nt
Organism: Diabrotica virgifera virgifera (western corn rootworm)
Lineage: Eukaryota; Metazoa; Arthropoda; Insecta; Coleoptera; Chrysomelidae
Gene: fl(2)d
Product: pre-mRNA-splicing regulator female-lethal(2)D
Exons: 4
Coding region: 141-1139 (332 amino acids)
Biological process (GO): regulation of alternative mRNA splicing, via spliceosome
Cellular component (GO): nucleus
Source: RefSeq, a predicted model, not a curated record